AUGGAAACCACCUUCCCCGUGAUGGAAACAAAUGAUCACUCAAGCCGAAAUGAUAUCGGUGUUCCGCAAAUGGUGAUCCAGCAGUUCGCGAGAUACCCAUCCACCCUGGAGUCCGCGCUCCAAAGUGCUUCUUCAUUAGGAAGUGCUCGAAGUCAAACAGAACUGAACAAAUCACCACCGAUGCAUCGCAAAGAAACUCCUAGGAGCCUACAGUCGUCUCCGAAGGGAAUACGCUCUGCUAUACCCUCUUCUUGGGCCGCUCGCUCCGUUUCGUCCAUGUCUCCACCACUCUUCGAGGUCAUGCGUCAACAUCAAAUGAAAGAUCCCACAGAUCAAGCAGAAUCUCGGGUGCUACCUUCUAAAGACGUGAAUGACGAAACAAUUGAUGAUACCUAUGUUAUGUUUAUAUUGUAUUGCAACCCCAAUGUCCCUUCAUCUGUUGAUACCUCCGAGCUGAGGAAGACGUUUCGCUGCCCCCCACGCAGCGAUGGCAAAAGCUUCAGUGUCUUCAGGCUAUUUGAGCUCAUUCGCAAGCUUGAUAAAAAAGAGCUCAAAACGUGGAUCCAAUUAGCGAUUGAGCUCGGCGUGGAAACCCCCUUCAGUGGAAAAGAAACAAAGUACUCAGAAGGUUCAGCAGUACGCUGUCAGGCUCAAGAUGCUUUCUUCGAGUAUUGCUUGGGUCAUCCUCAUGCGUACUACACUCAGCUUCCACCUUCCGGCCCUUUCGUGAGCGAAUCCCGCGACGGCGUACCACUUGAGGAGGACUUGGCACUACGAGCUUUGGUUCCUCAGUGGAAGCCUAAGCGGGGUAGGAAGAGAGCCGAAGAAAGAGAACUCGAAGAGGAAAAAGUAACCAAGAGGCCCCAGCUAGACACUUCUGUGUCAGCGUUGCAUCAGGGAAACUUUCAAGAACACUCGAUUACCUUUCCACAGAGUGCUAUCCCUUUCAGUGCAUAUACUGACAAUGAUGGUCACGAUCCAUGGAUGACGGCGUCAUCUGCAUUCCCUCAGGCGGGUGCGUCGGACCAACAUGGACAAGAACCUCGCUGGAGACUCCCAGAACGAGAUACAUCACCCGCUAAUUAUCCCCAGUCAGCCAUCAUUCCCAGAGGAAACCAAGCUGCUGAUGUUAUCAUAUCCGCCGAGCCGAUGUCAGCUGUUACGCCAUCAUCGAGUGAUAGGAACCGGAUUCGGCGGCGACAUGGCCCGGCUGUUUCAUCUGCGUGGCCGAGCAGCAAUGGCUCAUCGACUGGCAAGAGCCGAGGGAGGCCACCCAGUAAGCCAUCAGCGUCAGGAUCGUUUUCCACCUUUCAAGUCAACCCUAGUCGAGAAUCUUCACAAAUUCCACAAGGAUCUCACUUUCUAUCCUCUCCAUUCCCAGUUGACCAAAAGUCCUCGACUUCAAAUCCAACAUCCUACAACCAGUCACCCAACCGCACGAAUAAUGGAAGGCCGGGUAAGCUUCAACUGCAGGUUCCUCAAAACUUGGGAGCCCCUGUGAGGUUGGUCACGCCCCCAACUCUGUUGGUCAAUGGAGUAAAUGGUGCGGUCAUGCCGCCAGUGGAGAAGCCUCAAAGCCCUCGACAACGUCAUGACGCAGUCCCUGUUGAUAGUCAAGGCCUUGAUCGUGCCGACUCCAAUAUCCCAACGGAUAAAGUAAUUCGCGCUCUAUCCUGUGGUAUUCCAUCGCCUCUUCUGGCAUUCUCCCUGGGCAUAGGUCAUCACUUCGACAAUCCAGCACCUCAUCCAGUGAUGAUCAUAAUCACUGCUCAUUCCAAUUCCUCGAGUAACCACGGCGAUAGCAUAGCUCAAGGGUCUGAUAUUGAGACAAGAUUUACCGUUUCGCUCGAGUAUAGCCAGUCAUGUCAUUUGUCCAUGCAGAUCGCUCUUGGAACUCACAGCCUGCAAACAGCAGAUUCUGGUUCCUUCAGUAGGACCAUGAUAACAACGGAUCCGCUCAACGACUCUGGGAAUAAUUUUCUAGCCGAAUUUGAUUAUGAUGAAGAAGAAGAAGAAGAAGAAGAAGAAGAAGAAGAAGAUCUGAAACUUCCUGUCUCUGAAUCAACGUGGAGGCAACGAUACAUGAAGCUACGAACACAGAUGCAGAAGAAGGAACGGGCUUUGUCUCAAUAUAAACGCAAAAUUGUGGAAUCUGUUAUGGCUGAUAUUUAA
Messenger RNA from Penicillium maclennaniae, 2172 nucleotides. RefSeq names its product putative ARS binding protein Abp2 (gene abp2). The record is from RefSeq and is a predicted model, not a curated record. Gene Ontology annotation, molecular function: DNA replication origin binding. The transcript has 3 exons. The coding region runs from base 1 to 2172 and encodes 723 amino acids. NCBI's taxonomy places the organism in Eukaryota, Fungi, Ascomycota, Eurotiomycetes, Eurotiales, Aspergillaceae.